Molecule: messenger RNA, 1474 nt
Organism: Phymastichus coffea
Lineage: Eukaryota; Metazoa; Arthropoda; Insecta; Hymenoptera; Eulophidae
Gene: Fnta
Product: protein farnesyltransferase/geranylgeranyltransferase type-1 subunit alpha
Exons: 5
Coding region: 167-1153 (328 amino acids)
Biological process (GO): protein farnesylation; protein geranylgeranylation
Cellular component (GO): protein farnesyltransferase complex; cytoplasm; CAAX-protein geranylgeranyltransferase complex
Molecular function (GO): protein farnesyltransferase activity; CAAX-protein geranylgeranyltransferase activity
Source: RefSeq, a predicted model, not a curated record
UUUUUGGAAGGGUUAGAAUCCCUUCUGUAAACGCCCUUAAUUUCACAGACAGAAUUUGCUCUGCGGAUGAUUACUUAUAAUUAAUUUGAAAAUUAAUUUGUAAUCACAAGGAACAUUAGCACGCUCUUUGCAGUUAAGACGUAAAGCCAAAUAUUCGGAUCUAGAAAUGUCAGACAACGAUGAUUUUAGCUCGGAUGAUUCACCUCAGACAUGGGUGUCCUACAGCGAAAGAGACGAAUGGAGAAAUGUUGUACCCGUUGAGCAGGACGAUGGUCCGAAUCCUGUAGUGCCCAUUGCAUAUUCUGAUAAAUUUCGAGAAACACAUGACUACUUCAGAGCAAUAUUAAAAUCAAAAGAAAAAUCAGAACGGGCUUUGCAUUUAACUGCUGAUUGCAUUUGGUUGAAUGCUGCAAAUUAUACUGUAUGGCAGUACAGACGAGAAAUUCUUAAAGAGCUUGGAAUUGACCUGAAAGAUGAAUUAGAAUUUAUAGAGAUGAUCAUAAAAUGUAAUUUUAAGAAUUAUCAAGUUUGGCAUCAUCGAAAAGUUAUUGUGGAGUGGAUGCAAGACCCUAGUGCUGAACUUCAAUUCACAAGUAACAUUUUGAAAAAAGAUGCCAAAAAUUAUCAUGCAUGGCAACAUCGUCAAUGGGUUAUAUCAACUUUUAAUUUGUUUGAAAAUGAGCUGGAAUAUGUUGAACAGUUAAUAUCCAAUGACAUUAGAAACAAUUCUGCUUGGAAUCAACGUUAUUAUGUUAUAAGUAAUACAACACAUUUUGAACCGGAAAUUAUUGAACGUGAAAUUGAUUAUACUCUUAAAAAAAUUUCUGAAGUACCUGGAAAUGAAAGUGCAUGGAAUUACUUGAGGGGAAUUUUAAUGCACGAUAAAAGUGGUGGUUUGGCAUUUAAUUCAAGAGUCUCACAGUGUUGUAAAGAACUUUAUAAUCAAAACUAUAGAACAAAUCAUCUUCUAGCUUGUAUUGUUGAUAUUUGUCAAGAGAGGCAUUCCAAGAAUGAAUUGACAGAUCCUUUUUUUCAAAUUGAAAAAGCAAUACAGUUAUGCACUGAUUUGGCUCAAACACAUGAUAAAAUACGUAAAAGGUAUUGGAAAUAUAUAUGUCAACAAAUAUCUGAAAGAGAGAAAGCUGAAACUUAAUAUUAUGAAAUAUAGAUUAAGAUGAUUUUUUUAUUGGUGACACCGGAUUGGUAGCUUUGUGCUAAAAGAGCUGCUUGUUCUUAAUUUUUUGGUAUUUAAGACAUUGUUGGUAAACAAUCUUCAAUGAAAUAAUAAGGUAAAGUCUAUAUAAAAUGUACAAAAAUUGUAAUGUUUUGAAAAAAUUUGAUUAAUACAUUUCUAUCAUACAAACUACUAUUGUAUAUAAUGACAUUCAAUUUACGAAAUCAUGUAUAAUAUUAACUAUUCGAAUUAUAGAUUACAUGAUGAAUUAUUUACUAUACUGUUGGUUAGAUAUAAUUA